AUGGACCGGAGUCUCUUAGGCAAGUCGUCUCUCAUGCGGAGGAGCGCCGCACCCGGCGCGGACACCCAGCAGACAGGGCACGCGGUGCGCAAGGCGCCCGUGCCGGUGCUGCCUCGCCCCGGCGACCGGCCAAAAACGGGCGGCAGGCCCCGCUGGGGCGUCGACGACGACGAAGGAUCGCCCUCCGCGCACGCGGAGUCCGCCGCGGGGCGGCUCGAUGCGCGCGAGGGGGCUCCGGGGCCCGCCAGCAGCGACCACGACAGCGGGAUGCUGUCGCGGGCGUGGCUCGCGGCGUCCGCGGCGUCGUCCCGGCAGCUCGACCCCCUCAGAACGGACGUGCCGCUGGAUCCAGCCGCCGGGUCGCCGCGCAUGCCACAUAUCAGCGAGGCGCCUCUGUCGCCGGCAUCAUCGGAGCCGGACCUCGAGACGAUGCAGUCGUCCGCGUCCGUGCUGGUGCGGGAGGGCGCUCAGGGACAGUUGCUGGACUCUCCGCGGCCCUCCGAGCCGCGUCGCGGCGGCCUCCGGAGGCCCCGCGCGGCCACGGAGAUGGUCCCGACGAGCAACGCUGCAGAGCGUGACCUGCCCGGGCCACGCACGCUCAAGUUCGGGGUCGACGAGGUGCGCGAGUACGAGCGCGAGGGGCGCGACGACGCGUCGGACAGCUCCGGCGGCUCGUAUGCGUCGAGCAUGAAGAGCGGCGCUACCGGGUACGCGCCCACGGAGUACGUGCGUCAGUUCCAGACGGCGCUGGAGAUCAGCGUGGAGGCGGCCAAGGCGGGCGACUGGGAGAUGGUCGACCAGAUCCUGUACGACAUGGGGCUGUCGGAGACGCGGGACGUCAUCCGAAAGGUGAUCACGUCGACGGACAACAAGCAGCUCGUGCGGAAGUUCGCGAAGCAGCUGGCGCACGACAAGGCCAAGCUGGAGCGGAAGCGCGAGAUUCGGCAGCGCGCCCUGUCCCUGUCGUCGCGCAACAACGCGGAGUGGGGGGGGGAGCCGCAGGAGGAAGCCCCCCGGGGGAGGAUGGGGGGGUAUUUGGCCGGCGCGCAGCGCUUCGCUGAGUUCGAGAGGGAGUUCGAGCGUGCGAAGAGCUCGGCGGGCGGGCUGGAGGACGGGGACGACGCGGACGUGGCGUUCGCGACGGCGGCGGUGAGGGCGGGCUACAAGCGGGCUACUUACGCCAAGAGUCUGGGGCGGCAUUCGGGGUUCGGAGACGCGGCGUCGGUCGCGAGCUCGGGGCGCGGGCGCGCGGAGGAGCGGUUCCACCUGAUCACGUCGCACGAGAACCACGCGGAGGAAUCGGAGGUCAAGUGGGCGGCGACACGCGCCGCGGUGAAAGAGAUGGAGCGGUUCGAGAAGAGCAUCAAGAUCAUGCAAGAGAAGUCGAAGAAGAGGAUUGAGACGCGCUCGCACAGCCUCGCGCACUACUUCCAGAAGGACGAGGCCGCGGUGGUGAUUCAGCGGUACUGGCGCGGCUUCUGGACGCGCAAGACGCUCCUGAAGCGCCUCCGCCGCGAGGCAAUGAUGACGCAGCUCCGCGAGUUCGAGGACGCGAUGCUCGACGAGAUCCGGCGCGAGGACGCGAUCAGGGCGCGCGCGGAGAGGGAGGCGAAGCGCCGCGCGGUGGCCCUCGAGCUGGCCGAGCGCGAGAAGGUCGCGAAGGAGCGGUUCCUGAUGCGCAUGAUGCGGUCGCAGGGGAAGACGCUGUCGCAGGGUCCGCGCAGCGAGACGGAGGAGGGGACGCCGUCUGUGGCGCCGCAGGACAGCGUCCCGAUCGCAGGACUCACGGACGGGCUACAGAUCGGGACGGGUGCGGCCGUCCGCAGAUCGGAGCCAGGCGGUGCGGGAGGCCGCAAGCGCCUGAGCGUCAACCCCUUCCUGGAGCAGGCUGCGGCGAGGCAGGACUCGCAGUUCGGAUUGCCGGGCUUCGUGCCCCCUCGCGGCAGCCGGGAUUCGCGUCCCCGGCAGUCGUCGGUGCUGGUUGGGUCUCAAAGGGCCAAGUCGGGCGUCACCCGGGCGCCACGGACGCAACUGCCCGCGGGAAUCCAAGAGGAGGACGAGCUGCGCCGUGUCGCGGCUUACUCGGACGGCGGAGAGCUGCGCAAGGGUCCGCGACAGGAUGGCGAGCACACACGCUCGACGCGCUCGCAGAGCGAGGCGGGGCAGGCGUCUGCGCGCUCACGGUCGGCGACCCCGCCGGGGACCCUGCGGGGCCCGAUGCUGUUCAUCGCGUCGGACGACGAGCAGCCCGACGACAGGAAGCUCCCAAGCGACCGAGAGAAGCCCAGAACGGGCCCCGUCAUGAAAACGCCGCGCGUGAAGACCGAAAGUGGAUCCUACAUCGCGUCCCCCGGUGCGUCGGCGAUCCGCGAGUCGGCGUCCGAGCACUUCGGAGUGAGCGCUCCGCGCGUGCAACGCAACCCCAGCCCCAGCUCGCUGGCACGUGCUGAGGGCAAGCGAUCGAAAAAGCUGGCGGCGGCGGGGCGCCGAGGCCGCCCGGACGCGCCCGAGUUCUCCGAUGACUUCUCCUCGGGACAGCUCGCUCAGAAUGCUCCGGGCGGGCCGGUCGCGAAGCGCCUUGCGUCGCAGGCAGCACACACAGUGGGGCGCGGCGGGAAGUGGCACUUCGGGCCGGGGCGGCCCGGGUCCGGCACGGCCGAGGACGCACUGCCACGCCGCACGCUGCUCAGUCCGCCGACGGGCAUCGGCGGCAUCCUGGACGCGGCGGCCAUACAGAACAAGCGCACGAAGCAAUCGAGGGACAAAGUGCGGACCCGGAUCGCGGCGAGCGAGGCGAGCGCGCAGGCGUCGCUCGACAAGCUGCCGUUCCUCGUGGCCGGCGUGGGCGGCAAGCGGCCCAACCAGGCCGCAGUGUCCGUCCCGACGGCGCUACCCGGGGUGAGGGGUGCCGGCCAGGCUGGCACCCCCGGACACUUUGCGACGCUCGCUGCGGAGUCGCACGACGAGGAGGACGCGGAGGCACGAGCCGCGGCGCGGCCUUUGCAGCCCGAUGCGACCGGCAUCACUGAACAGCCCUCGUCGCCCCGGCAGCGGGCGACCGCGGCCACGGUGGUGCAAGAAUCGUCGGACAGGGCACCGAUCUGGAAGAGCAGCUCGAAGCGAUCGUUCCGGCAGAACGCGCCGCUCGCACCGUCGGUCUCGCAGGUCCCGUCGCCGGCGCCCUCGAAGCACGAACGUCCGCUGGCGACGCAGCCCUCGCUCGAGGGCGCCACAGCACCCCGCAUGGUGCGUGGGUCGUCGCCGACGCGGUCGCCCGGCGGCCAGCAGUACCCGGGCAAGGAUGCGCCAGCUGCAGCUGCAGCGCGGCGGCGGACGCGCCGUCGGCCGCCGCAGCUGUGGGUCGACCUCGACGAGUUCACCCGCCAUCCGACGGCGCAGCUGCGGGACGGGUUCCCCGGCCGCAUCGUCGACACCAGCGCCGUGUCGCUCCUGCGAUGCUCCAUGCCCAAGAAGGGGGACGCCGCCGUGCACCUGCCGCUGAUGGCGCAGCUGGUUGUAGACACGCCGAUCCGGCCCGUUCGCACGCGCCCGCCGACGCGCAAGCUCGAGCCCGUCGGCGCGCAGGACGCGGAGCACACGGCCGCGGUGGUGUCGCCGGUAGCGUCCCCGCGGGGGCCAGGGCACGACGAGCGCGAGCAGGCGCGGGUGCUCGCCGGACCGGGCCGCACGGGCGCGCCGGCGUGGGGCCGCGGCGCGCUCCGCAACGACCUCGUGCACGCCCCGGCGGCCAUCACCGCAGCGUUCGAGGGUGCGCUGCUGCGCGACGUCUCUUCGGGGAGCAUCGGGUUCGCGCAGGCGCCCCCAGACGUGGAGCGCCUCGCGACCAGCGUCAAGGGGCGCUCGAAGUUCGCGACAUUCUUGCGGCAGACCCCGCAGGUCGCGUUUGCGCCCGAGGAGCUCGCGGCGCUGGUUCCCAGGAACGGUGACGCCGCGCGGGGCUUCGCGUCGACGAUCGCGUGA
Messenger RNA from Pedinophyceae sp. YPF-701, 3981 nucleotides. NCBI's taxonomy places the organism in Eukaryota, Viridiplantae, Chlorophyta, Pedinophyceae. The record is from the annotation of a GenBank genome assembly.